AUGCUGGGGAAUGAAAAGCUUGAAGAUUCUUGGAUAUCCCAGUCAGCUUCCUUCCCUAGGAAUCAGAAGCAACCAGGUGUGGAUUCCUUGUCACCUGUAGCAUCACUUCCUAAACAGAUUUUCCAGCCUUCUGCCCAGCAGCAGCCUUCUAAACAGGUUAAAGUCACAUGUGCAAACUGUAAAAAACCUUUGCAAAAGGGACAGACCGCAUACCAGCGAAAAGGAUCAGCUCACCUUUUUUGUUCUACUACCUGCCUCUCAUCAUUCUCACACAAACCCACUCCAAAGAAACUUUGUGUUAUGUGCAGAAAAGAUAUAACAACAAUGAAAGGUACCAUUGUUGCUCAAGUUGAUUCAAGUGAGUCUUUCCAGGAGUUUUGCAGUACAUCAUGUUUAUCCUUCUAUGAAGAUAAGCAGAAUCCAUCAAAAGGAGUUUUGAAUAAAUCAAGAUGCACUAUCUGUGGUAAACUAACUGAGAUUCGUCAUGAGGUUAGCUUUAAAAAUAUGACUCAUAAGCUGUGCAGCGACCACUGCUUCGAUAGAUACAGGAUGGCAAAUGGCUUAAUAAUGAAUUGCUGCGAGCGUUGCGGGGAGUAUUUGCCCAGUAAAGGAGCUGGAAACAAUAUUCUUACUAUUGAUGGUCAGCAGAAAAGAUUCUGCUGUCAGAACUGCGUUGGUGAAUACAAGCAGAAAUAUGGCAAAUUAACAUCUUGUACUGGCUGCAGAGCUCAGUGCAGGUUUUUUGACAUGACUCAGUGCAUAGGACCUAAUGGAUAUAUGGAGCCAUACUGCUCAACUGCAUGUAUGAACACACACAAAUCAAAAUAUGCAAAAUCACAAAGUAUGGGAAAUAUUUGCCACUUUUGUAAACGAAACUCUUUACCUCAGUAUCAAGCCACAAUGCCUGAUGGAAAACUGUACAACUUUUGCAGUUCCAGUUGUGUAGCUAAAUUUCAGGCUCUCAGUGUACAGUCUUCAACAAAUGGUCAGUUUGUCUCUCCCAGUGAUAUUCAGUUGAAAUGUAAUUAUUGCAAAAAUGCUUUUUGUUCAAAGCCAGAAAUACUGGAAUGGGAGAACAAAGUGUAUCAGUUCUGCAGCAGAGCAUGUUCUGAUGAUUAUAAGAAACUGCACUGCAUAGUUACAUACUGUGAAUACUGUCAAGAGGAGAAAACACUGCAUGAGACGGUGAAUUUCUCUGGCAUCAAAAGACCAUUUUGUAGUGAAGGCUGCAAGCUGCUAUAUAAACAAGACUUUGCAAGACGGUUAGGACUGAGAUGUGUUACUUGUAAUUACUGCUCACAGCUGUGCAAAAAGGGAGCAACUAAGGAACUUGAUGGUGUAGUGAGAGAUUUCUGCAGUGAAGAGUGCUGUAAAAAAUUUCAGGACUGGUACUACAAGGCUGCGCGAUGCGACUGCUGUAAGUCUCAAGGAGCUCUCAAAGAGAAGGUGCAGUGGCGUGGCGAAAUGAAACACUUCUGCGACCAGCACUGUUUGCUCCGCUUCUACUGUCAACAAAACGAACCAAAUCUGGCAACCCAAAAAGGACCUGAGAACUUACACUAUGAUCAGGGCUGUCAAACCCCCCGAACAAAAAUAACAGGCUCAGCACCGCCACCUUCUCCAACACCUAACAGAGAGAUGAAGAACAAGGCAGUUCUUUGCAAGCCUUUGACAAUGACAAAAGCCACAUACUGUAAACCUCAUAUGCAGACAAAAUCUUGUCAAACAGAAGAUGAUUGGAAAAAAGAAUAUGUCCCAGUGCCUAUUCCUGUACCUGUCUAUGUUCCGGUGCCUAUGAACAUGUAUAGUCAAAAUGUUCCUGUUCCUACAACGGUUCCUGUUCCCAUACCAGUUCCAGUUUUUGUGCCCACUACCCUGGAUAGCAGUGAGAAAAUCCUUACAGCAAUAGAAGACCUGAGGGGGAAGGUACCCUCAAAUCCUCUAGAAACCGAGCUACUGAACUUGUCAGGGAUGGUAUCUGAACAUGAUGGAAGAGCUGAAGCUUCUGAUAUGACCAGUGUGGUAGUUGAGUCAGAUCUACUAAACUCAGAAACAGAGGCACAGACAAGCUUGCCUGAUGUUCCAUAUGAACCAGACCUUGAUAUUGAAAUAGACUUUCCAAGAGCAACUGAGGAGCUUGAUACAGAAAAUGAGUUUUUAUUGCCUCCUGUAUUUGGGGAAGAAUACGAAGAACAGCCAAGGCCUCGGUCCAAAAAGAAGGGGGUGAAGAGGAAAGCAGUGUCAGAAUACCAGGCUCACGAUGACAGCUCUGAAAACUCGGAGUGUAGUUUUCCAUUCAAAUACACGUAUGGUGUAAAUGCGUGGAAGCACUGGGUGAAGUCUCGGCAUUUAGAUGAAGAGCUUCCAGAACUAGAGGAACUGAAAUCAACAAAGUUUGUGAAAUUAAAGGAAGAUCUGUUGUCACAUACUUCAGCGGAGUUAAACUAUGGGUUGACACAUUUUGUCAAUGAAAUUCGAAGGCCAAAUGGAGAGAACUAUGCACCUGACAGCAUCUAUUAUCUGUGUCUUGGGAUUCAGGAGUUUUUAUAUGGAAGUAAUCGAAAAGACAACAUAUUUAUUGAUCCAAUCUACCAGACAUUUGAACAGGAAUUAAAUAAAAUCCUUAGAAGUUGGCAACCAAGUAUACUUCCAGAUGGAUCAAUAUUCUCUCGAGUUGAAGAAGAUUACCUUUGGAGGAUUAAACAGCUAGGAUCACAUUCACCAGUGGCUCUUCUGAACACUCUGUUCUACUUUAACACUAAAUAUUUUGGCCUGAAAACAGUGGAGCAGCACUUAAGACUUUCUUUUGGCACUGUUUUUAGACAGUGGAAAAAAAAUCCUCUAACAAUGGAAAGCAAAGCUUGUCUUCGAUAUCAAGUGUCUUCCCUGUGCCGAGCUGAUAGUGAAGAUAAAAUUACUACUGGAAAAAGGAAACACGAAGAUGAUGAACCAGUAUUUGAACAAAUUGAAAACACGUCUGAUCCAGCUAGAUGCCCUGUGAAAAUGUUUGAGUGCUAUCUGUCGAAAAGCCCACAGAAUCUGAAUCAGAGGACGGACAUGUUCUAUCUGCAACCAGAGUGCUCUGUCUCCACGGAGAGUCCCAUCUGGUACACUGCGACUUCACUGGACCGCAACACUUUGGAAAAUAUGCUUGUACGGGUUCUUUUAGUAAAAGAUAUUUAUGAUAAAGACAAUUAUGAACUGGAUGAAGACAUAGAUUAAAACAAACUUCCAAAAACAGUCAAGAAAACAAACAGCAUUAGAUAUAGUCAUGCUGCUAGCCCUUUACUAUGGAAAACAUUUCAAGUUUACCCUUUGUUUUACGAGUUUUGUAGCAGUGGGUACCCUCACCUGGGUAUUACCAUGUAAAUAGUUUGUGAGUGAAAGUUUCCAUUAUUCUGUGUAGUGGUUUUAGGAUACAUAACAAACACAUUUCAGAUUCCUUUUUUUUUUUUUUAAUUAUUAUUUAUUAGGUUAGGUAUGUUUGUAACUUUUUACAUUGGAAAAUAUGAAUGAGAAUGUGCCAUGUGUAAUUUUUUUUUCCCUUGUAGUAAGAGACAUCCAUAUUGCACAAGCCUGCUGUUGGAAGCUCCCUUGAAAGAAGGUUCUUUUAAUGGGUUCUUAAACCGGAUGGUUGUGUAUGGGUAGCACUACUAAAGUUUAGAACUUGCUGUGUCUUUCAGAAUUUUUAAAUAAAUUGUAAACUAAUAGGUUUUUUUACUUUUUAGUUACUGAAGCCUUAUAAGGUUAUUGUAGAGAGAUUCCAUCUUAUGUACCAAAAAUAGACAAAAGAGAAUGCUGUCAAUAUUGGUGUACUGUAAUGUGAAUCUAUUCUGGUGAAAGCAUUUUUUUGUUGCCCUUAUUAAAACCUUAGUGUCCUUUCCUUA
This is a messenger RNA of Eurypyga helias (sunbittern), 3887 nucleotides long. RefSeq names its product zinc finger, MYM-type 2 (gene ZMYM2). NCBI's taxonomy places the organism in Eukaryota, Metazoa, Chordata, Aves, Eurypygiformes, Eurypygidae. The transcript is spliced from 22 exons. Gene Ontology annotation, molecular function: zinc ion binding. Bases 1 to 3222 code for a protein of 1073 amino acids. The record is from RefSeq and is a predicted model, not a curated record.